CCGCAGGCCCCGCGGAGGCGCCAACUGGGUGCGGGUGCGGUGCGCGCGCUGCGGCCUUUGACCGCGCGGCCGCGUAGCGGACACGGUGCGCACCAGCUCCGGGCAGCCGGGGGAGCUCACGCAGCCCGAGACCAUGCCCCAUGAAAAGAGUUUCUUGGUAUCUGGGGACAACUAUCCUCCCCCCAAUCCUGGAUAUCCUGGGGGUCCCCAACCCUCCAUGCCUCCCUACCCUGGAGCCCCAUACCCCGGUUUCCAGCCUUCUGCCUAUGGCCAGCCUGGGUAUCCCCAAGGCCCCGGCCCCUACCCCCCAGGAGGGUACCCUCAGGGCCCCUAUCCCCCCGGGGGGUACCCCCAGGGCCCCUACCCCCAAGAAGGAUACCCCCAGGGCCCUUACCCACAGAGUCCAUUCCCCCCCAAUCCCUAUGGACAACCGCAAGUCUUCCCAGGAAUGGAGCCUGGCUCGACUCACGGAAACUAUCACGAAGAGGGACCGCCGUCUUACUAUGACAACCAGGACUUUUCUGCCACCAACUGGGAUGACAAGAGCAUCCGCCAGGCCUUCAUCCGCAAGGUGUUCCUGGUGCUGACCCUGCAGCUGUCAGUGACUCUGUCCUCCGUGGCCGUGUUCACAUUCGUCGGGGAGGUGAAGGGCUUUGUCCGGAAAAACGUCUGGACCUACUACGUGUCCUACGCAUUUUUUUUCGUCUCCCUCAUCGUCCUCAGCUGCUGUGGGGAGUUCCGGCGAAAGCACCCAUGGAACCUCAUUGCUCUGUCAAUCCUCACCGUCAGCCUGUCGUACAUGGUGGGCAUGAUCGCCAGCUUCUACGACACCGAGGCCGUCAUCAUGGCUGUGGGCAUCACCACGGUGGUCUGCUUUACAGUGGUCAUCUUCUCCCUGCAGACCCGCUAUGACUUCACCUCCUGCAUGGGUGUGCUGCUGGUGAGCAUGGUGGUACUGCUGAUCUUCGCCAUCCUCUGCAUCUUCAUCCGCAACCGCAUCCUGGAGAUCGUCUACGCCUCCCUGGGCGCCCUGCUGUUCACCUGCUUCCUGGCUGUGGACACCCAGCUGCUGCUGGGGAACAAGCAACUGUCCCUGAGCCCUGAGGAGUACGUGUUUGCCGCCUUGAACCUGUACACGGACAUCAUCAACAUCUUCCUGUACAUCCUCACCAUCAUCGGCCGCGCCAAGGAGUAGCCCAGCCCCUGCUUAGGCAUAGGGCUGGCCUGGACCCUGCCCUGGCAUGGCAGUGCCAACCGAACCUCCCCUCUCUGGCCCCAGCCUGGGAGGGUUCCCGCCCCUCCUGUGUGUAUACUGCAGAUACUCCAUGUGGGCCCACUCUGCCCGCAGCACGGCCCCUUCCAGCCCCCCCCCCUCAGGGCCACCCCCGACCACUCACUGCUGCAUGAGCCCCACCUGCCAGCCCGCCCCAGGUCCUAGGGGAGAGGGAGUGAGCCAAGAGGUGAGGGUGCACGUCCCCCUCCCGUCCCGGCUCCCCUGCCUGGUAUAGACGCCCCUUGCCCCAGCCCCGGUGCCCUUCUGUGCCAAGGUCUCCUGCGCUGAGCCCGAGGCAGAGGCUGGAACCCCACACGGAGGACCCCUCCCUUUCCCUGCUGUCUCAAAACACCAAUAAAUGGGACCUUUCAUGCUCCGGCA
This is a messenger RNA of Sorex fumeus (smoky shrew), 1654 nucleotides long. RefSeq names its product glutamate ionotropic receptor NMDA type subunit associated protein 1 (gene GRINA). The coding region runs from base 134 to 1195 and encodes 353 amino acids. Gene Ontology annotation, cellular component: Golgi apparatus; endoplasmic reticulum; membrane. The record is from RefSeq and is a predicted model, not a curated record. The transcript has 7 exons. Lineage: Eukaryota; Metazoa; Chordata; Mammalia; Eulipotyphla; Soricidae. Gene Ontology annotation, biological process: negative regulation of apoptotic signaling pathway.